AUGUCUGCCCACCAACAGUCCUCCAAUCCUCAUAUGGGCGCCACGUUCUACCCAGGAAAUGUUGAUGCUUUCCAAAUGCCAGAAGUGAUCUCUCCAGCGCCUCAAAGGGUGAUGCCAGAAGUCCCCGAAAACAUGCAAGAUAAUCUCGCCCACCUUGAACAGGAAGCUUACGGCCCAAGCCGCUUGGCCAGCCAAAACGCUCAGUACGAUUACCAACCACCACAACAUCAGCAAUUUCCAAAUCGAACGUCGUCGGUCCCAAAUCAAGGCUAUGCGCAGGAUAGCCAGUCAUAUUCAGACUCUUAUGGCCAGGAUGCCUACGGACAACCUCCGCAGUCCUUUAGCGAGACGCCCAAUUUCUCUCCUUUCCCGGUUCUACGGAAUCCCCCACCCAAUGUCCCUCCAACCGAUGAUCAACGAGAAGCAAAUUUGGAGAGUGGUCGCCUUGCAGUCCUCAGCUCAAAUGACCCAGAAAUGCAGCUCGCCUGGGCUCAGGAUGCUCUCUCCUAUGUCGAACCCCCUCGACCGCAAACACCACAGAUUGAGCGCCAAUUGAAAACAGACGCCAUCAAUGUCGUGUCCUUCCUGGCUGAGCAAAGUCACCCUAGAGCGUUGUUUAUCAAGGCAAUGUGGCUAGAAUUUGGCAAAUUCGGUUUCCGUGUUGACAAGAAGGAGGCUUUUCUCUGCUAUUCUCAAGCUAGUGAGAAAGGGUAUGCAAGGGCAGAAUACCGCAUGGGCAUGCAGUUUGAGAAUUCAGGCGAGCCUCACAAAGCGAUUAAGCACUAUGAGCGUGGUGUCAGCCUUGGUGACUCUGCCUCGAACUACAGGCUUGGAAUGAUGAUCCUCCUGGGUCAACAUGGACAACGCCAGGACUACGCUGUGGGCUUAGACCAUAUUCGAUAUGCCGCGCAAACAUGCGACGAAAAUGCGCCCCAGGGAGCCUACGUAUACGGGAUGCUACUGGCUCGUGAACUGCCACAGGUCGCUGUUCCAGACGAAUAUCUCCCGUAUGAUUUAAAUGCUGCGAGGAUUAACAUCGAAAAAGCAGCGUACCACGGGUUCGCAAAAGCUCAAGUGAAAAUGGGAGCUGCGUACGAGCUCUGUCAACUGGGUUGUGACUUCAACCCUGCUUUAUCUCUCCAUUACAAUGCUCUUGCCGCACGGCAAGGCGAACCUGAGGCUGAAAUGGCAAUCAGCAAAUGGUUCCUAUGCGGGCAUGAGGGGCUUUUUGAGAAAAAUGACGAGAUGGCGUAUACAUAUGCAAAGCGGGCUGCCCAGAGUGGACUGGGAACCGCAGAAUUCGCGCUUGGCUACUUCCAUGAAAUUGGAAUAUACGUUCCGGUAAACAUCAAGGAAGCGCGGGUCUGGUAUGCAAAGGCCGCAGCCAGUGGUAACAAAGAUGCCAGCUCCCGGAUCGACAGCAUAUCGCGUUCCAAAACCCUAUCGAGAAAAGACCACGAGCGUGUUGCCAUUGCGCGUAUUAAAUCGCAGUAUGCUUCCCAUGGACGAGCUCAACGCUUUGCGGAACCCCAGACCGCGCAGCCUGUUCAACAAGAUACCCUAGAAAUGCCAGACCCAUCACGCAUGACCAUUUCUAGCAGAGACUCCAUGAACCAGAGACCAGUGUCGGCGGCGCCAUAUCCAGACGGACCUAAUCCCGGCUAUGUCAACUCCCCGGGCCAGUACAGCCCGCGAUCAAGCUCCGCAUUCGGAAUCAACCCGAACAUCCGCCCCCAUUCCGCCAAUCACAUGCAAAACCGCGUUCCGGCCACCGGGGGAUCCCCCUCGUUACACGCGCAAGGCCACCGACCACAGCCAGGCACUCCGAAAUUGGAUAUCGGCUACUCCGCGCCUCCAGAACCCUCCGGUGCCGACCGAAGAAGGCGCCUUCAACGUCCCGACCACCCACAUAAUAAUGGGUCCAUGCAGCCCAUGGCACCCGGCCACAGUGGUGUUCCACAUCCAGACCCUCGGGGAAGUCGUGUGCCGUCAUCCUCACACUCCUCAUCAGGCGGCCACUAUCCUUCUCGUGGUGAAUCGAAGCCGCAGAUGACUUCCGCCCCUGCCUCAUCGGCAGCCCGUCCUGGCCAGAAGCCCGCUCAGUCAGGCCAGCCCGCGCAGAAGCCAGUGGGCGGACUCCCUGGCAAGGGACCUAAAACCUUCGAGGAGAUGGGAGUGCCACAAGGCAAGGGUGAUAGCGAUUGUAUCGUGAUGUGA
Messenger RNA from Blastomyces dermatitidis ER-3, 2217 nucleotides. RefSeq names its product chitin synthase activator. Gene Ontology annotation, molecular function: protein binding. The coding region runs from base 1 to 2217 and encodes 738 amino acids. Lineage: Eukaryota; Fungi; Ascomycota; Eurotiomycetes; Onygenales; Ajellomycetaceae. The record is from RefSeq and is a predicted model, not a curated record. The transcript has 6 exons.